Molecule: messenger RNA, 6340 nt
Organism: Daphnia pulicaria
Lineage: Eukaryota; Metazoa; Arthropoda; Branchiopoda; Diplostraca; Daphniidae
Gene: ftz-f1
Product: nuclear hormone receptor FTZ-F1-like
Exons: 9
Coding region: 2243-4618 (791 amino acids)
Biological process (GO): regulation of transcription by RNA polymerase II; hormone-mediated signaling pathway; tissue development
Cellular component (GO): RNA polymerase II transcription regulator complex
Molecular function (GO): zinc ion binding; RNA polymerase II cis-regulatory region sequence-specific DNA binding; nuclear receptor activity
Source: RefSeq, a predicted model, not a curated record
CUGUUUUUUUUUUCCAAAUUUAUUAUUACAACAUUUCCCAUUUUAUUGCGUAGCUAUUGGAUGUCGAUUAUCCAUUUCAAGGUUCUCGUCAUUAGUAGUACUACUUCUGUUGAUCCGAUUUUUCCUAGCAGCAGCCAAUGAUCUUUUAAUGUUUUCUAGAACAAAACAUUUCCAUCCAAAUUACCUGCUAAUCUAUCUUGAGAAAUGCGUAAGAUUUGUGCAAGAGAUAUAUGUUUAACUGGUAGAAAUUAACUUGAAUUCAAAUGUAAAUAAUCCUAGUGCCAAAAAUAUUCCGCGCUGAAUGGGGGUCGGAAUUUCCCCCAAGGAGUUGGGUCACAUACGUACGUGUCUUGUCGAGAAAAAGCAGUUUCGCUUUUGUUUUAUUUUUCUUUUCUACAUCUUAUUUUAGUAGGUCUAGUGCAGGGUGUUAGUAGGUCAAGGCGAAUCCCGCGUGAGCGUCGAGUUUAUUUUUUCUUUUCUUUUUUUUUUUAAUUUUUGGCGUGACGUCAACCGAUGCGCCGGCGCAAACCGUGGCGACCCAUUUGCUCACGCUAAAAAAUUAACAACUUUUUUCUUAAAAUUUCUGAAUAAGAAAUAACUAUUCGUUUUGGCUCUUGUAUAUUUUUUCCAGUCAUACAAUUUGUCCAGCCGCCAAGAAAAAAUUGACUAAAAAUUACGCCAUUGAAUCAAUAUACGCUGCGCAUUCUUUUCAUUGGACCCACAGUCCACACACACACACGCAGAAAUUUAUUUAUAUAAUAGAAACAAACACACACGAGAGAGAGAGAGAGAAAAAUGGCGGCCGUGCGAAUGAAAAGGGAAAGUUUUGUGGUAGCCCGCGUGCGCACGGCGGGCCGGUUGUGUGUGUGUGUGUGCUAGAGCGUGCAUAAAGGCAAACGACGGCGGGAUAUAUAGAAAACCAGAUUGCAGCAUUCCCCCCACCACCACUGGCCCCAGGGCUACCCCCCCCCCCCCAUUCUCUCCCACCUUUUAGGAGGUCUCCCUACCCAAACACCGUGCGGUUGGAAAGUAGGUCUAGUGCAGUAGCACACUAGGUAUCGGGGUCACUAUUGCAAUCACGUUCACUUUUGUUUGAUAUCGUCCCGAUAAAAAGACUCCCUACAGACUCUAACGUGACUGAUUUCGUCAUUCUUUUCUCCACUCUUUCACAUCAAAAUAAUGGGGUCACAACUAAAAGAUAAUUGGAAUUCAUUUGGAAAUAAUUUCUUAACAAAAAAAAAUAAAAGAAAAAUUACGAAAAUUUUAUUUUUUUGUCGUUUGCAUGAAAACCCAAAAUCCUCCCCUCAUUUGAAUAUUUUUCUCUGACGAAAAAAUAAAUAGUCGAUAGAAAAUAUCACAAAGAUGAUGUAGUAGAAAGGGAGAGGACUGCUGCUGCUGCUGCUGCUAUGAAGAGGUGGUGGUUAGAAAGUAGGACACGAGGUGGUGGGCGGAGUAAUGUCUAACCCACCUCUUUUUGGUGCCUUUUUUCUCUCUUCUUCUUGAAGCGGGGAGUCACUUUCACUCCUCCUCGCUACACACACACACACACACACACACAGACAGGAUAGACAGUGUGUGUCGGGACUCUCUCGCAGAACACGCGUCCGAUCGGACGUGUCUUUUUCAGUGUCUUUAACGUAUUUUGUCGAGAAAAUUUUUUUUUUCGACCCCUGCCUCCUGCAACCAAACACAGUUCCGCCCACCAUUCGGUUAGUCUGAGCCAUUCAAGACUGUUGGUCCUCAGUCUGGGUCCAUCUCUCUGACAAGUCGGUGUUGGCAAUUAUAGCUCCAUUUUUAUCAAACUAAAGUGCUAGUGUGGCCUCAUGUCGUCGUCGUCGAGUGUGUGAAUAAGAAGUUCUACACAUUUAUAUUCUCUCUGUCAUCACAUGUGCAGCAGCAAUAGUAGAGCUCAGUGUGUUUCGGAAUUGCGGUCAACUUUCGCUUUCGAAGCUCAGCAACGCCACCAAGCGGCCAGGUGGUUUCUAUAGUGUAUGUGUGUGUGUGUGUGUGUGUGAGACUUGUCCUCAAUUUUUUUUUCUUUUCCCUCUCACUCGUACACGCAGCACAGGAAUCUUGUGUGUGUGUGAGGAUUACAAUUCUCUCUCUGUCUGUAUAGCACCUUUUGUGUGUGUACCAGUGGUGGUGCAACAGGUGUGUUGUGUGUAGCCCUCUGGUGAGCGUCUGCUGCGUUGCCCAAAUUAUUAAUUCUUUUGGGGGGGAAUUUCCAUGUCACUUGGUUGAGAUGCUAGUUGACAUGGAUCUCGCAGCUAUUGCACCCCUGGGAAACAACAGUUCGUCCGGUUUCAUUAAUUUGUCCGGCCCGUCUGUCGAUACCGACCAAGUCAGCGUCCAAAUCGAACGUUUACACAGUCCCAACGGUGGUGGUGGUGGUGGUGGUUCAAACAGUGGUUCAGGACCUAAUGGCCAACAUCAUCAUCACAUGGUUGGUGGCCACCACCAGCAGCAGCAGCAACAACAGCAGCAACAACAACAACAGCAAAUCCAUCAUCAUCACCACCACCACCUAGCCGGAGCCCAGCAUCUGCAUCACAGGACGCUGAGCUCUCCCAAUUCUGAAUUGUCGAUCGCUUCUCUUUCAAUGGCCUCGUCCAGUCCCGCUUCUACCCUGUCGCCGUUCAGUGCCAGUAGCAAUAAUAACAACAACAACAACAGUAGCUCGUCGGCGGCCAUGAGCUACGCCAUGAGUCACUUGAGCUCUGGUGGCGUCGAGGCCGGCGGCAAUCUAUUGGGUGUGGGCGUGACAGUCGGCCUGACUGGACUCGAUUCCUAUUGCAUUUACAAUCCCAACAACGCAGGCGAGUACGAGACGAGCAACGCGGCCAGCAGUAACGCUGCUCUUAGUCCGUCUCCACUCAUGGAUCCCAUCGUCAUCGUUCCAUCCUUGUCUGGACCCAGUUCGUUACCUCCUGGAACCAGCGGAGGAGGAUCGUCCACUGGUGGAGGACGGCACGAUUUACCCGACACCAAGGAAGGAAUUGAAGAAUUGUGUCCAGUUUGCGGCGAUAAAGUCUCCGGCUAUCAUUACGGACUGCUCACCUGCGAAUCGUGCAAAGGAUUCUUCAAGCGAACCGUUCAGAACAAAAAGGCCUAUUCCUGCGUUGCCGAUCGAUCCUGCCACAUUGACAAAUCACAACGCAAGAGGUGCCCUUACUGCCGAUUCCAAAAGUGCCUAGAAGUCGGCAUGAAACUCGAAGCUGUGAGAGCGGAUCGAAUGCGCGGCGGACGGAACAAGUUUGGACCCAUGUACAAACGGGAUCGGGCGCGCAAGUUGCAGGUGAUGCGCGAACGCCAAUUGACGACACCUCGAGGUGGAAACAACGGAGGAGGAAACAACAGCAAUCCAUCGCCCAACAACAGCAACAGCGGAGCCGGACAAUCGUCUGGAAUGUACACGGACAUGGGCUAUUCUCCGUCCGGCAGCAGCGUCUACGGUGGUGGAGGAGGUGGUAGCAGCAGUGGCGGUGGUGUCAAACACGAGAUUCAAAUCGCCCAAGUUUCUUCUUUGACAUCCAGUCCCGAUUCCAGCCCCAGUCCACUGGCCGCAUCACUCGGCUAUCCAGGACCUUCUGGCCAGCCAUUGGGCUCGUUGAACGGCUCGAUGGGACCUGGAUCGGGAUCUGGAGGACCGCACAAUAACAACAAUACCAAUAACCAUAAUAAUAACAACAUGGGCACCACAUCAGGAGCGGGUCCUUCUCAUUCGCACACUCCUUCUCCAAAUAAUCACCCGUCCGGUGGAGGAGGAGGCGCUCCUACACCUCAACAGCAUUCCUCCACGUCAUCCGUCUCGCCCAAAACCUUCCAUUUCGAGGGACUUUUGACCGCAGGUAACACCAUGCUGGGCAACAACAACGGUCCCAAUGUAGGAGCUGGAUCGGUUAGCGGAGCCAAAGUUCCACCAUUGAUCCGCGAAUUCGUCCAGUCUCUCGACGACAAAGAGUGGCAGAGUGCCCUGUUCGGUCUUCUACAGAGUCAAACGUACAAUCAGUGUGAAGUGGAUUUGUUUGAGCUGCUCUGCAAGGUGCUGGACCAGAACCUUUUUACGCAAGUGGACUGGGCACGUAAUUCCUACUAUUUCAAGGAUCUAAAGGUUGACGAUCAAAUGAAAUUGCUCCAACACGCUUGGUCGGACUUGUUGAUUUUGGAUCAUUUACAUCAACGAUUGCACAAUCACCUGCCUGACGAAUCUUCGCUGCCCAAUGGUCAAAAGUUUGAUCUUUUGUCGUUGUCGCUACUCGGCUGCCCGUCGCUGGCCGAACCCCUUCACGACGUCACGGCCCGGCUCACCGAAAUCCGUUUCGACGUGCCCGACUACGUCUGUCUCAAAUUUCUCAUGCUUCUCAAUUCAGACGUCAAGGGAUUGAUGAAUCGACGCCACGUGGUCGAAGCUCAAGAGCAAGUCCAGCAAGCUCUUUUCGACUACACGCUUAACUGCUACACUCAUAUCCCUGACAAGUUUGCUAAAAUGUUGGCAAUCUUACCCGACAUUCACGCCAUGUCGUCGCGCGGCGAAGAGUAUCUCUAUUUCAAGCAUCUCAACGGUUGUGCGCCGACACAAACACUACUCAUGGAAAUGCUUCACGCCAAGCGGAAAUGAGGAGGAGGAAUCAUUGGCAUCUUUGACACCAAAUAAUUCCCUGCAACCACCACCACCAGAUUUGAUGUGAGUGUGUGACUGACUUUGUGUGUGAGUGUUCGAAUGAAAUUCGCGCAACUAUAACAAACAAACAAAAUAUGCAGCGGCGUCAAGACGUUUUUGAGCUCUUUUCGUUUUAGAUUUUUGAGUGAAAUUGUCCAAACCAACGACGGUGCCAGAGGCUUUCACGAUAGAGAGAUUUGUUGGUGUCGAUAUAUAUUUUCUGGAUCCCGGUGUUUAAAAAAUAAAUAAAAAAUCUGAGAAAAAAGCAAAAAAUUCGACCACGCUCACGAGAGAUCUGCUGCCGCCGUUUCGUGCAAAAAGAAGUAAAAACGGAGUCACACAAAAUGUCCCUCACGCACUUUGGCUUUAGGAAGAAGAAGAAGAAAGAAAACCCUCCAAUUGUUUGUAGCCAUCCUUCCCUGUACAUAUAAAAAUUGUAAAACAACAACAACACGAAACAAAAAAGGCUAAACUUUUUUCUCCUUGUGUGUGUGUAAUCUUCUCUCUAUUGAUCGUUGACUCGAGCCACAUCGCGCUCCUCCCUUGUUCACCUUGAAGAGUAGUAAUGAAUAUAUCAGAGCCGAACGGGGGGGACCCCACUGGGAAUGUGGCAGCAUUUAUCGUCUUAAUUGUUUAUUUCCCCACUUUUCUGUUUUCUCCAAACUGUUUUUUUUGUAUUUCUGUGUGUGUGUGUGUACGUUUAUUAUUCUUUCUUUCUUCCUCCAAUCUUUGGCUAUUGUAGUGUGGCUACAUUCCAAAUCCACACACAGCUGGGAUUGAUCCAGUUUCAAUAUGAACGGCCGGGGAAAAAAAGGAAAAAAACACAAACCAAAAUGUGGUCUGUUUAUCUUCUUGGGACAUUGAUUUACCUUUAAAGAAUUUUUUUUUCGUGGUCGAUGGGAUUGAUUACAAACAAAAAACACACACAAAAAAAUUUAAAUCUUUCAAUUGGGUUCUCUCUCUUUCUCUAUUGUGACCGUUCUAAUUUUUUUUCUAUUUUUCUUUCAUUCCGCUCUGUCGGUUCGUGUCGGUUUUUUCUCCCUCCCGCUUAUUAUGGCGGUUAGUGUGAAUGUGUGAACCAGUGUUUAUGGGGAUGGACUACAAAAGACUAUUUAAAAAUAAUUAGGUUAAAAAAGGAAAAGAGUUGGGUUUUGCGUGCGCUAAUGUUUCAAUUUCAAUCCAUUGCGUUUACAUAAAAAAAAAGAAAAUUUGUCCUGCCAGACUUCAAUUUUUCUUCUCUGCCGGAAAUGCAAUCCUCUCUGUUAUCAUGUAACACACACACGAAACUGUUUAUUAUUUUUCAUUAAUUCUCCUAUGUCGAUUUUUCUCCCUUUUCUGCGUGAAUAGUAAUUCUUGUGACGAAGCCGCCCAAUGUCGGCUCUUUAAAAUAAAAAUAAAAAUACAAAUUUGUUCUGCGGUCAGGGGGGAAAAAUUUUAUUUGAUUUAGAAAAAAAAAAUUAAGAAUUGAAAAAAACAACAAAAAAAUCAUGUUACACAUUGACGAAAAUAUUGUGUCUACCUUACGUUUCAUUGGCUGAAUUUGAACGCCUCUGUAUUUUGUGUGUAUGUGUGUGUGAAUUCUCUAUAAAAAAGAUUAAAACAGAAAUUGUACUUGGUAAACACAAAAAAUUGUUACACGCUGAAUUUUAUGACCAAUAUAUCGGUGAAUUUUCAUAAAAA